Molecule: messenger RNA, 1896 nt
Organism: Geodia barretti
Lineage: Eukaryota; Metazoa; Porifera; Demospongiae; Tetractinellida; Geodiidae
Source: the annotation of a GenBank genome assembly
AUGUUGCUGAAGCCGACAUCUGAAGUGCCGCACAAAGGCGGACAGGUAAUUGUGCCAGGUUCACGCGAUUAUCAACUCAUCCAUCAAUGGAUAGCGGAAGGGGCUGUUCCUGAUGUUGAAACCACCCAGCGCGUGGAAAGAUUAGAGGUUUUACCGGAUUCCGCUGAACUCGCCAUGCCGGGGAUGAAGCAACAAUUUAUUGUCAUUGCCCACUAUCCCGAUGGAACGACGCGGGAUGUUACUCGUGAGGCAAAAUUCACGAGCAGCCUCAAUGAUGUCGCAAAGAUCACUGACGAUGGCGUGGUGACCGCAGAACGCCGCGGUGAAACUGCUAUCCUCACCCGAUAUGAAGGCGCAUAUAGCACAAACGGCAUCAUCGUAAUGGGCGACAGAAGCGGAUACAAGUGGGUUGAAACGCCUGAGUAUAACUAUAUCGAUACGCACGUGCAUAAUAAAUUGAAGCGCAUGAAACUCCUACCUUCUCAUCUCUGCACAGAUGAAGAGUUUGUACGGCGCAUCUAUUUCGAUCUGACAGGCCUCCCACCGACUCCUGAACAGGCGCGGAGUUUCCUGGCUGAUACCACCACCUCUAAAACCAAACGGGAAAAACUGAUUGACGCACUCCUCGAAACACCGGAGUUUAUCGACCACUGGACACAUAAGUGGGCAGACUUGUUGCAGUCUAACCGCAAAUUCCUCGGUGAACGUGGUGUCUGGCUCUUCCAACAAUGGAUAUAUCAGGCUAUUGCCCAGAAUCGUCCGUAUGACCAGUUUGUACGAGACCUGAUUACAGCAACCGGAAGCACCUACGCGAAUCCAGCAGCGAGUUAUUUCCGUGUAUCCCGUGAAUAUACGGCUGCAGUCGAAAACACGACUCAGCUUUUCUUAGGGGUCCGUUUUUCAUGCAACAAAUGCCACGACCAUCCGUUUGAGAAAUGGACGCAAAACCAGUACUAUGAGCUCGGCGCAUUUUUCGCGGAUGUCAAUGUGAAGCAAGGUCCGCUACCCGGCGAUGAAAUAGUCUACGCGAGUUACACGGAAACGCCUGUAAAACACCCGCGAACGUUAGCGGUAGUUGAACCCUCCGUCCCAUUCGGGGAAAUCGCAGUAGAAACCGACAAUAAGCAACACAUGCUCGCAACGUGGCUCACCUCUAAGGAAAAUCCGAUGUUUGCACGCGCAGGGGUGAACCGUCUCUGGAGCUACUUCAUGGGACGCGGGAUCAUCGAACCUGUUGACGACAUCCGGACGAGUAAUCCACCGAUCAACCCUGAAUUGCUCGAUGCAUUGACAAAGGAUUUCCUGGACAGCGGAUUCGACAUGAAGCAUAUCAUGAAGACGAUGGUUCACUCCAGAACCUAUCAACAGAGUAUCAAGACGAAUGCGUGGAACAAGUCAGAUACAAUUAACUUCUCACACGCCGUUGCAAGACGCUUGACAGCUGAACAGUUGUUAGAUGCUAUCGGGAUCGCAACAGGAAGCCGACCACGGUUCCAAGAGGUACCCAAGCACUUCCGCGCAGUCCAAUUGCCAGACAGCAAGGUCAAAGAUGACGGAUUUUUGAAACUGUUUGGUAGACCGGAACGCGAAAGUUCGUGUGAAUGUGAGCGCACCACUGAGGUCAGUCUCGCACAUGCAAUGAACCUCAUUAAUGGACCAACGGUUGCAGAGGCACUCAUUGAUCCAAAAGGACGUAUCACACGACUUAUCAAAGCGAAUCAGGAUGACCGAGUGCUCGUUGAGGAACUAUAUCUCGCAACGUUUUCUCGGUUACCAGAGAAGAACGAAUAUGCAGUAGCGGUUGAACAUAUCGCGAAUGCAGAAUCUAAGGAAGAAGGCGCACAAGAUUUAUUGUGGGCAUUGAUUAACAGUCCCGCCUUCUUAUUCAAUCGCUAA